Messenger RNA from Fulvia fulva, 1182 nucleotides. Its product is annotated as Putative epoxide hydrolase. Gene Ontology annotation, biological process: epoxide metabolic process. The coding region runs from base 1 to 1182 and encodes 393 amino acids. Gene Ontology annotation, molecular function: epoxide hydrolase activity. The transcript has 3 exons. The record is from RefSeq and is a predicted model, not a curated record. Lineage: Eukaryota; Fungi; Ascomycota; Dothideomycetes; Mycosphaerellales; Mycosphaerellaceae.
AUGACUUCGCAUCUGCAAGGGUUCCCUUCAAGUGCACCGCUACACCUCACCAAGCAACGAUGUCUUUCGACCAGAACCCUCGCCAAGCGACCCUCCAAAGUCUCAGACGAAGACCUAGACCAAUUCAAACAACUCCUCAAGCUCUCCAAGAUCGGCCCGGAGACCUACGAAAACCAAGUCGCCAACACCAAGGAUUAUCGCGGAUUCGGCCGCAAGACUGAAGCCCGCAUCAACAGCUAUCCCAACUUCACUACUCAGAUCGAAGAGGAUGGCUUUACUUUCAACGUCCAUUUCAUCGCUCUGUACUCGCAGAAGCCGGAUGCCGUUCCUUUGCUUCUACUUCACGGAUGGCCGGGGUCAUUCCUGGAAUUCCUGGGAACUCUCGAUAUCUUGAGGGAGAAAUAUAAGCCUGAAGACCUUCCCUUUCACGUCAUUGUUCCAUCUCUGCCAGGCUACGGAUACACCAAUGGGCCGCGUCUUGACAAGGACUUCGAUAUCGAGGGUGCUGCGCGUGUUCUGGACAAGCUCAUGAUCGGUCUAGGCUUUGGCGAUGGUUACAUCUCCCAAGGCGGCGACAUCGGCAGCUUCCUCACCAGAGUAAUCGCCGUAACGUCAGACUCCUGCAAGGCUGCGCACAUUCAUUGGUGUAUUGGCCAGCAAGGCGACACUGCCAACUUGACUAAUGCCGAGAAGAAAGGUGUCGAGCGCUGUAUAGACUUUGCUACGCUCGGGAAUUCGUACGCUAGAGAGCACGGUAACCGCCCCGCCACUAUCGGCCUCGUCCUCUCCUCUUCGCCCACAGCGCUCCUAACCUGGGUUGGCGAAAAACACCAACAAUGGACUCACGAGACCCCACCCAUUGGCGACAUCCUUGACUCCGCCACCCUCUACUGGUUCACUGAGUUCUUCCCUCGCGCAAUUUACCCUUACCGCCAAUUCUUUGGCGCCAAUCCAACUUUCUUCCAUAACGAGCCGCAGUGGUAUAUCAAGAAGCCGCUAGGAUACUCUUGGCAUCCGGAAGAGUUGAGCCCGGUGCCUAGAGAUUGGGUCGCACAGACGGGCAACUUGGUAUGGUAUAGAGGUCAUAAACAAGGUGGACAAUUCGCGGCUUGGGAAUUGCCCGCGACCUUUGUCAAGGGUAUGGAAGACUUUGUCGCAGAGGUGUGGCCUAAAGCGAAGUGA